AGGGAUUGGAAAGAACGAAAUGUUGGAACUGGUUGCUCUUGCCUGACCCCCGACCCUACCAUUGGUGCCAGCCUGGUCUGUGACAGGUUGGAACUGCUAAUGACAGCAUUAAACGUCUGAGCUCAGCUGUAAGGGCUGUCCGUUUUCUUUUCCAACGCCUUUGAUCUGAAUACGGACUAGAAUGGAUUAACAAGACCACUGGGGAGAACAGUCAAUUAAAAAAAACAUUAAAACAUAUUUCAAAGAUUUAUUGAGAUUACAUGCCGGACUGCAAUAAACCAACUGCUCACAGUCAUGUCCCUUGAUAAUGCUUGAUGAACUGCAACAAGAGUGAUGGCUGACCAUGUCGGCAGAUUCUGUUAAGGGGAUAAAUCCGUAGCAACAGUCACCUGAAAGCAAAUUGAAAAAUGAUCAGCUUGUGCCUGCAGUCCAUCACCGUGGCAACAGUCGUCUUUCUGUUGCUUACAACAGCAGUAACCUCAGCACAUUUCCGUGUUUGUGAGCCUUACGCAGAUGUCAAAGGGCGCUACCACUUUGGCUUUCAUUGUCCUCGUCUUUCAGACAGCAAAAGCUACAUGUUGUGUUGUCAUCACAACAGCACGACCUUUAAGUACUGCUGCAAUGAGACCGAAUUUCAGGCAGUUAUGCAGCUGAACAUGACGGGACAGGCAGAGGGCUACAUGCACAAUAACUACAGUGCACUGAUUGGAGUAUGGAUUUAUGGAUUUUUUGUCCUAAUCCUGCUUGUACUGGACCUUCUCUACUACUCUGCCAUGAAUUAUGAGAUCUGUCAAUUUUACUUGUCUAAGUGGGGAAUCCGAGGCAGCUGGCUGAAGCAGGAUGAGGGCCAGUGGAACAGUUCUUCUCAGGCCCAGGCCCCGGCCCCGGCCCCGGCCCCGGCCCAGGCCCAGGCCCAGGCCCCGGCCCACCCCCAGUCCCAGUCUCAAGCUCCAGCUUCAUCACCAUUGCGUUUGCAGACGUUGAAGUCGGAUGCUCCCAGUCCAGUCUUGAUGUCUUUUCAAAGUUCAACUGCAUGAUGCAGAAUAGUGCCUGGAUAUUGAGAGAAGACAAGAAGAGGGAACCACUGAAAUACAGCAAGAGGAUCAUCUCAGUGACACAUCUGUAGAGUGAAGUAGCUGAUAGAGGACAUGGUGCUUGAUCUUGAUCCUGACUGUACAGAUAUUCCCAAAAUGGGCUGAACUAGUAGCUCAUGUGAUUGAGUGUCUGGUAAUCGAGUGCAAUAUUGGGAAACGUGUUUACUCAAACUGAAUGUGACGUGUAAGCAAUAGUCUUCAUGUAGAACAAAAACACAGUAAACUGUGUGCACUCCAAAAUAUUCACCAUUACCUUGUCAUUAGUGUUCCUCAAGACUGUGCAGAGUUAUAUUUCUAUACCUUGGGCACACACACCAUCUCUUUACCAAAUUUCUCAUUGCAUGAGAAAUGAACAAUGGAUGAGUAAAAUAUUCUCUUAGGACCCACGUAACUUCUAGUCUGCAUCAGUUUGCCUCUCACUCUCUGAUGUCAAAAAAGUGACUUCAGCCUCGGAACACAUUAUGGAAUAUCUCUGUUUUAAUCAUCUGUAAUUUGUAUGUUUUAAUUUGCAGCUUUACGUUUAGUUCCAUUUUCUCUGAGCUUCACACUGCUUCCACUGAUUGGAACCAUGGCAAUGUUAUAUGACAGGAAGAAUUGUUCCUACUGUCAGCUGACAGGAAGAGGGUUUUGACUGACAUAUUAUACCCUGUUUCUGUUUUGCAGAAUUCCUAGAAUGAGGGCUGAAUUAUAGAAUAUAUUCCUACAUGAUCAUGACUACUUCAUGUUUGAUUGAUUUGCCAUUCGAAUAUAUUGAAUCAAAAAUAAAAAGGGGUCCAAUAAUUGUGGAAAUUAUUACUUAUAUGUUAAGGGGUAGGUACUCAUCUUGGGUGAUGGUGAUGGAAAUGGAUGACAUUGGAUCAGGUGCCCAUUAAUCCUAGAGCUUAAUACUCAAUGAAUUAACACCAACUACUGAAUGUAACAGGCUGUUCCAAUAAUUCCUCUUCUUGCAUCACUGCUUAAGACAAAUUACUACCCCUUAAUUUUUCUAUCUCCCCAAAUCUAAUUUGUCAAAUGUCUCCAGAUACCCAUUGGCCCCAUCUCUCAUCACAGCCCUGAACUCAUGCCUUACCUUAAACUCAACCAGUACCAACUCAAUUUUUACUUCUCAGGUCCCCACAAAUACAUUUAUCCAAAUGCAAUUCUAAUAAAAACCUAAGGCAGGAAUUAACUGAAAACCUUAAGGUCCCUAGUUUAUUACAUUACCACUAUUCCCCCAGAUAAGGUUGGAGAUAGCAAUAUUUAACUUAAAAUGCGUAGAAUUUAUUGUUGGUGGUACAUGUAAUGGGCAUUUCCACGCAGACUGGAAAGUCACAUACUGUACUCAAGGUACCUACUGUUAACACAAAGGCUUCUGUCUGAGUCAGCUGACUUGAAUCAGUGAUUGGACAGCGAAUAAGACAGAGCAAAGUACAAAAAUAAGAUACACCACCUUGACAAGAAAGAAGUAAGGACUAACUGCCACACCCAGUUCGGAUAACAACACAUCAUGUAAAUGAAAUGUUUUGAUGAGAUUGCCCUUCAAAUCCAAACACUGUUAAAGUGAAUGAGACAAUCUGAAUUUAAUCAGUCCAUUGUUUGAUGGUGGAAAGCACAUGGUUCAUACAGAUGAAUAAGUGUUUAUUACACGUAUAGACUGAAACACCAGGUGUGUUGACUGAAGCACAAACCCUGAGAAAUUGGCAGCACCCACAUUCCUUCCUGUUAAUGUGACUUACCAGUGAUCUUCAGUAAUGAUUAUGGAACAUGAUCAGUCGACCACUGAAGAUCUGAAACAAACAGGCAUUGUGUGAAAGAGUGUAACAACCAUUUUGCGGUUUUCAGGUGUGGUAACAUUUUCACUGGUUCAGCAUCAGGGGUCGGCCAUUAGUCGGUCACAAGUAGAGGAAAUUAUUUCGUUGUGGAUCUGACAGAAAAGAUAAUAUUUGCAGGGUGUCCAAGGGCUUUAGUGAUGGAAACAUAGGAAUUGAUCAUCUCACAAAGUGUUUUAAUGUAAAAUAUGUAAUCUGCCUAGAUGGACAGAAAUAGUAGAAAAUGGCAAUGGAGGGAAUGUUUAAAAAAAACCUUGCCCAAAUGAAAAAAGUGGGAAGAAAGAAGCGUGAAGAAAAUAAGGGUGCAAUGUAUAGCAACAUUGUCCAAACAACAAUGUUUCUGCCACUCACAAUAUCUGAAUCAACUGAUUCAGAAUAUCAGACCAUCUGAGUCAAUGACACGCAAUUCAGAACCAACAUUUUCUCUGCUUCAUCCUGGACUAGCAACUCAGGAAAACAGAACGAUGUUGAUUGUUGGGCAUAGAGUUCCCGCCCCAAGCAGUCUCAUUUGGUUAUGUCCUUUAAAAAUGUGAUGCUUUAGUCCUCACCUGAAAUCUGUAUUUUUUGUAUUUUAAUGCAUAGUGAGUGCAUUGACAUUUGAAAGAUGACCAACCAUCAUAGUUGGUAUUUAAUGAAAUCAAAUACAACACAGCAUCAACUUUACUGAUUUAUCAACAAAUAAUUGUCGAUCAUUGUCAUUCACUUAUGUAUUUGCUAUCCCCUGUUAUGAUCAUGAAUCUCGGUAACGCAAUCAUUGUAUUGCUGUUCAAGCGUGGGGUGGUGUGGUGGAAUGCCUUCAGAUGUAAAAUAUUAACCAUGGGAGUGCCAUCCCUGCAUUCUCUAUGGUUACCUUGAAAUUUUAUAUGGAAGGACUGAAAUUAACUUUGCACUGCCUUUAAGCAGGAACAGUUGAGAAAUGAUUCGACAGUGUCUCACAUCUGUCAUGUCAUGCUCAGUGUUUGUGAAGUAGUCUGAUCUUUAAGCAGUACACACCAGAUAUACAAUACCAUGCUGUGGAGAACACUGUGUAGCUUUCGCUAAGUAUUGUGGUCAGUUGACCAUGAAUGUACAGAUACUCAGUAAUGGUACAGUGUUAAGCGUAUGAACUAGGUUCUAUGUCCAAAUAUAUUAUAUUGUAUCUGAUGUAUACAAAUGUCAUGAAGUGUAACAACAUGGGACAUAACAGUGCCAAGACACAAAUGUCUUGAAUUAGAUUAUUUAUUUCGAUGUGUAUGUGUUUGCGUUUGUCAAACUCACAGUUUUAAUGGGAAACAGAAACAUUGUACACUGACAAUCUGUUUUUGCGAUAGACUGUUUAAAUAAACACAAGUUAAGUGAAUAUAUCCAUUAAAGUGACAAGAUAUUGUAAACCUGGAGCACUUUUGUCUCUAUUCCCAUUGCAUUCAUACCUGUCAACUGAACCAUUUUAACCA
Molecule: messenger RNA, 4335 nt
Organism: Rhincodon typus (whale shark)
Lineage: Eukaryota; Metazoa; Chordata; Chondrichthyes; Orectolobiformes; Rhincodontidae
Gene: shisal1
Product: shisa like 1
Exons: 5
Coding region: 408-1037 (209 amino acids)
Source: RefSeq, a predicted model, not a curated record